AUGCCAAUUCGACAACUUGAGAAAGAGCUUGCAAAACGACACCUAAUUAAGAAGUUCGAUCUGGAUACGCUUAAAGAAAAUACAAUUGGAAUUGACGGGGCCUGGUUCGUGCGAAAGUAUAGUCUGUUCCUGCAGGGCAAAAAUAUCCUAAUGGAUGGGUUUGGGAAGGAAAUCCUAUCUCACGUGGAGAGCUUACUAGAGUGCAUGGAGAAAGUAGGGUGCCGAGUAGUCUGGAUAUGGAAUGGAAUAUCCCCCACACUUGAAUUGCGAAAAGUGCCAGAAAAAAGAAGAAAAGAGCUUGUUGUGAGUGGCUGCGAGCACUACAGCAAUGGGGAGAUAGACCUUGCGUCCAAAGCGUGGGCUGUUGCUUUUGAUUACGAAGAGCAGAAGGCUUCAAUUAAUGCAGUUCUGGCCCGCUAUAAGGUGGAGGUGGUCAAUGCCCCAUACUUUGCCACAGCCCAGGGAGCAUACAUGGAGAAAAAGCUAUACAUCUCGAUGUUCUUUGGCGCAACAGACUAUUUGCUGUUCCCAGGAGCUGAGGACCUGAUUCUUGAUUUUGAAUUCAUUACAUCCGGCGAUAGGAAGGCCAUGACUGUAGCAUCAUGCACUGUCUCUGAGAUCUGCAAGUCACUCAAUCUCACACUAAACAGCAUGCGUGAAAUAUUCCUUAUGCUUGGGAGCGAAUACUGCCCAACUAUUCCAGCACACAGCCUAGUCUUUGAUCCUUUCUUCAUUAUUGAGACCUACAGGAACAAGCAUGUCUCCAAAGAGCUUCAGAGAAAAGUAGAAACCGCUUCGCAGGAUGGAAGGGUAGAUAAGUUCACUGUAUUUGCCAACACAUAUUUUAAAGCCCAAUAUGUUAUUAAUCACCAACCUGUUAUGAAUGAAAACGGUGAGCUAGUGCUUCUCACUGAAUGCGGAUUCUCCCCAAAUCUCGAGCUGGUCUUUGGUAAGAGGAUCCCAGACUGCUUCUUUUCUCUGUUUUUUAGGGGAAUUAUUUCUUUGGAGUACAUUACUGGGCUGGUUAUGGGCAGACUUGAUGUUAUUUGCGCCCCAACCAUUUGUGAAGCAAUUGAGCCCGUGCUUUUUUCUCUAUAUAGAGCCACCUCGCUUGUAAUAUCAGGCCUGCAGCCUACUUCAAAUAAUAACUCAGUAUGUAUUGGAGGAGCAGAAAGGCUUGCAGAGGCUAUUGGAGAAAGAGAGAAGGCGCCCAUGGAGGAAUUAAUAAAGCCAAGCCUGAAGCAGACAAAUGAGUUGCCUUUGGUUCUGCAGUGGCUCAUUAUUCUGCUUGACCGGGCAGACCCCUCUAUGCUUGACAAAAUAUUCAUUUUUAACCCAGUGCACCAUGAGAUAGAAAGCCCAGACGAAAUAGACUGGGAGGUGUUUGAAGUGGGAGAGAGCUUUAAGUUUGCGAUUUCAUCAAUCAAAAACAAGCUCAAACUAGAUAAGCCAGAAAGAGAGAUAGAUCCCGUUAGUAUAAGCUGCAUAAAUGGAUGGAGAAUGGAAGAAAUUCUUGUUCUAUGCCGAAAGAAAAGGAUGCGUAUGCUUUCACCUGAACAGAUAUCCUUAAUAGAGAGAAAUCUAGAAUAUAUUGAAAAACUGCAAAGAUUCUUCUCUGACAAUGUUAAAUCAAAUCGCCAUAAAAAUGAGCUAGAUAUUUUGGUAAAGUAUGCGAAAGAAAAGCUGCUUCAUGCAUAA
Nematocida ausubeli is the source of this 1698-nucleotide messenger RNA. RefSeq lists its product as uncharacterized. Lineage: Eukaryota; Fungi; Microsporidia. Gene Ontology annotation, cellular component: nucleus. The record is from RefSeq and is a predicted model, not a curated record. Gene Ontology annotation, biological process: mismatch repair; DNA recombination. Gene Ontology annotation, molecular function: 5'-3' DNA exonuclease activity; 5'-flap endonuclease activity. The transcript has a single exon. Bases 1 to 1698 code for a protein of 565 amino acids.